Lodderomyces pseudojiufengensis is the source of this 540-nucleotide messenger RNA. RefSeq names its product Ty1/Copia family ribonuclease HI. Bases 1 to 540 code for a protein of 179 amino acids. The record is from RefSeq and is a predicted model, not a curated record. NCBI's taxonomy places the organism in Eukaryota, Fungi, Ascomycota, Pichiomycetes, Serinales, Debaryomycetaceae. The transcript has a single exon.
AUGAAUACUCGUCCUGAUAUCUCAUUCACAGUAAAUGCUCUUGGUGUCAAAAGUAGUAAUCCAACUUUUAAAAGUAGUAAUCCAACUUUUGAAGACUACGAUAUGAUGAUAUACUGUAUUUUAUACCUCAAAAAGAAUAGGGAUAUUUGUAUCAAAUAUGAAUCAAAUACAUUACCUAGAAUGAGAGAGAAAUUCAUAGUAUAUGGUAUGUCAGAUGCUUCAUUUGGUCCACCAGGUGAUAGAAAAUCUAUAACUGGAUAUUCUAUUUAUGUAAAUGGAAAUCUAUGCUCCUGGGGAACUAAAAAGCAAAGGUACCUUACAAAUUCAUCAAUGAUUGCUGAAAUAGUUGCAUUAGGAGAAACUACAAAUAGAGCCAUGAAACUUAGAGAUACAAUUCUAGCAUUGGAUUUCACCAGCACCAAAGUUACAAUAUUUGAAGAAGAUAAUGAACUAGUUAUCAAAUAUACAUACAAUCAUAAGAUAAGUAGUUCAAGAAGAUCUAUAGAUAUAUGCAUGAAGAUAAUUCGUGAUAUUUGUUAA